This is a messenger RNA of Coffea eugenioides, 1622 nucleotides long. Its product is annotated as E3 ubiquitin-protein ligase PUB22-like. The record is from RefSeq and is a predicted model, not a curated record. Gene Ontology annotation, molecular function: ubiquitin protein ligase activity. NCBI's taxonomy places the organism in Eukaryota, Viridiplantae, Streptophyta, Magnoliopsida, Gentianales, Rubiaceae. The transcript has a single exon. Gene Ontology annotation, biological process: protein ubiquitination. Bases 193 to 1464 code for a protein of 423 amino acids.
CACUGCUCUAGUUCUUCUCCUUAUUCAUCAACUACUCAAUUAUAUCAACCACAAAACUUUCUGCUUAAUUUCGAUCAAACAUAUAGAACUUCUACUUCUGAUCGACUAAUCAUUCGUCCUUGCUUCUUGAACUAAGUUUAGUUAAUCCUCAUCCGGGCUAAUACUACUAUUCUCAAUUGUUUUCCUCUACUAAUGGACGCAAUUGAAGUUCCUCCAUUUUUUCUCUGCCCCAUUUCUCUUCAGAUCAUGAAAGACCCCGUUACAGUCUCCACAGGCAUAACAUAUGAUCGCGAGAGUAUAGAAAAAUGGCUAAUUUCAGGGAAGAACACUACAUGUCCGGUUACCAAACAAGUCCUUACAGAUUCAGAAUUGACUCCAAACAUCACCCUCCGACGAGUAAUCCAAUCAUGGUGCACGGUCAACGCUUCCCACGGCGUCGAAAGGUUUCCCACACCUAAAGCUCCAAUCAGCAAAGCCCAACUCGUGAAGAUUCUCAAUGAAGCUCAGUCCCCACAGCUGCAAAUCAAGUGUCUGAGAAGAUUGAGAUCCAUUGCUUCCCACAACGAGACCAACAAAAGAUGCAUGGAAACCGUAGGAGCAGCCGAUUUCUUAGCUUCAAUUAUCAACAACAUCGAAGAAGUAUCAAUACCAACACCGGCGUCAUCAGCUAGUGAUGAUCAUCAUGGCAUAUUCGAACAUAAUACGUUGGAGUCGACAAAAGCAAGCGAUGAAGCCUUAAGUCUACUUUGUCAUCUGCAACUAUCCGAAGAUAGGCUUAAAACCCUCUUCCAGAGAAAUGCAAAACUCAUCGACUCCUUGGUUCGUGUCAUGCAACGUGGGAACUACGAAUCUCGUGCCUAUGCAGUUCUGUUGUUGAAAUCCAUGUCCGAAGUAGUCGACCCAAUGCAGUUGACCAGUCUAAAAACUGAAUUUUUCGUCGAACUAAUCCAAAUCUUGCACGAUCAGAUCUCGCGCAAGGCAUCAAAGGCAACAUUGAAGCUACUAAUCAACGUGUGUCCAGGAGGAAGAAACAGAAUCAAGGCCGCCGAAGCUGGCGCUGUCCCCGUAUUGAUUGAUCUCCUUCUUGAUUCUACGGAGAAAAGGGCGACAGAAAUGAUGCUGAUAGUGUUAGAACAAGUCUGCCAAUGUGCUGAAGGAAGAGCUGAGCUCUUGAAGCACGGCGCAGGGUUGGCUAUCAUAUCGAAAAAGAUACUCAGGGUUUCUCAAGUGGCAAGUGAUAGAGCUGUGAAGAUUCUUCAUUCCAUUUCUAGAUUCUCUGCAACCACAAGUGUUCUUCAAGAAAUGUUGAGUUUGGGGGUGGUGUCUAAGCUGUGUUUGGUGCUUCAAGUUGAUUGCGGAAGCAAGACUAAGGAAAGAGCUAGAGAAAUCCUUAAAUUGCAUGCUAGGACUUGGAAUAAUUCUCCAUGCAUUCCCACCAGUUUGCGGCCUUCAUACCCAUGUUAAUUAAUUGGGAGGAUAAACUAGUUGUUAGAGAUUAGUGCUGAUUUUUGUGUAGAUAAUAGGAUUCAAUUGUAAUUAGACAAUUACACAGGGCCAAAUUCUACGGCCGUAGAUACUGAACCGUGGCGAAAAUUUCAAUUGACGCGAAUAAUACUUGUGCA